Molecule: messenger RNA, 4050 nt
Organism: Ctenopharyngodon idella (grass carp)
Lineage: Eukaryota; Metazoa; Chordata; Actinopteri; Cypriniformes; Xenocyprididae
Product: calpain-1 catalytic subunit
Exons: 21
Coding region: 209-2422 (737 amino acids)
Biological process (GO): proteolysis
Cellular component (GO): cytoplasm
Molecular function (GO): calcium-dependent cysteine-type endopeptidase activity; calcium ion binding
Source: RefSeq, a predicted model, not a curated record
CAGUACAAUGUCUCCAGCCCCGUUGCGCCCACUAGAGGAAUAUAACUGCUUGUCUCAUAGUAAACAUUUGGAACCACACGCGUGCGCGCGUUCCGCACUGCAGUCUUUACAUGCUGGGACAAGCCUAGUAUAAGUUAACUGAACACAACCUCAUUGCAAGGACAGUCAUAACAGGAUUUCAAGAGUGCCAUUUUAAGUUCUUUCCUGGAUGGAACCAAUUUGUGCCACGGGAGUCGCUGCUCGUUUGAGGAGUGACUGGGAUCGAAAUAAGGGAUAUGGUCAGAACCAUAUGGCCCUGAAGUUUUUGGGCCAAGAUUUUGAAUACUUGCGUGAGCGCUGCCUUCAGAGUGGAUGUCUGUUUGAGGAUGAAACAUUCCCAGCCCAGCAGUCUUCUUUAGGAUUCAAAGAGCUGGGCCCUGGCUCUGCCAAAACCAAAGGUGUUCGCUGGAUGAGGCCAACGGAGUUCUGCACUGAUCCACACUUUAUCGUAGAUGGGGCCACACGCACCGACAUCUGCCAAGGAGCUCUAGGAGAUUGUUGGCUGCUGGCAGCCAUUGCGUGCCUUACCCUCAAUGAACCCUUGCUGCAUCGGGUGGUGCCUCAUGGCCAGAGCUUCCAUCAGCAAUAUGCUGGAAUCUUUCACUUCCAGUUUUGGCAGUUUGGGGACUGGGUGGAUGUGGUGAUUGACGACCGGCUGCCUGUCAGAGAUGGGAAGCUGCUUUUCGUCCACUCAGCUGAGGGAGCAGAGUUCUGGAGCGCUCUGGUGGAGAAGGCAUAUGCAAAGUUGAACGGCUGCUACGAGGCUCUUUCUGGAGGCUCCACGUCUGAAGGGUUUGAGGACUUCACCGGUGGAGUGACAGAGAUGUAUGAGCUGAAAAAAGCUCCAUCCAACCUCUUCAGCAUCAUCAGAAGAGCUGUGGAGAGAGGCUCCCUGAUGGGCUGCUCGAUAGAUAUCACAAGUUUCUUUGACAUGGAGGCUGUCACCUUUAAAAAGCUGGUUAAAGGUCACGCCUACUCUAUUACUGGAGUGGAGGAGGUGGAGUACAGAAAAAAACGCACAAAGCUGUUGCGCAUCAGAAAUCCUUGGGGAGAAGUGGAGUGGAUGGGGCCCUGGAGUGAUGAGUCAAGGGAAUGGGGUGAAAUCGACCCGUCUGUAAGGUCCCGUCUGCAUAACUGCAGAGAGGAUGGAGAAUUCUGGAUGUCAUUCAGUGACUUCAUGCGAGAGUUCAGCAGACUAGAGAUCUGUAACUUGACAGCGGAUGCACUACAGAGCAGCGAGGUGAAGAAGUGGAACACAUCCCUGUAUCCUGGUGAAUGGAGAAGAGGAAGCACUGCUGGCGGCUGCAGGAAUUAUCCAGCAACAUUUUGGAUCAAUCCCCAGUUUAAAAUAGUCUUAAAGGAACCAGAUACUGAGAGUCAAGAUGACUGCACUUUUCUAGUGGCCCUGAUGCAGAAGAAUCGCAGAAAGUUACGUCGGGAGGGCAAAGACAUGGAGACGAUUGGAUUUGCCAUUUAUGAGGUCCCUAAAGAGUGUCUGGGCCAGGUAGGUGUGCAUCUGAAGCGUGAUUUUUUCCUCAAACACACAUCCAGCGCUCGUUCUGAGCUCUUCAUCAACCUUCGAGAGGUGAGCUCGCGUUUCUGCCUGCCAGCAGGGGAAUAUAUCAUCGUCCCCUCCACCUUUGAGCCCCAGAAAGAAGGAGACUUUGUGCUGAGGGUCUUUUCAGAAAAGGCUGCUGACUCCCAGGAGCUAGAUGAUGAAAUUUCCGCAGAUGUACCGGAGGAGCCUGCGCUCCAGGAGAGUGACAUUGACGAGGGCUUCAAGGCACUUUUCGCAAAGCUGGCAGGGCCGGAAAUGGAGAUCAAUGUGUCCAAACUCCAGAUGAUUCUGAACCGGGUUGUUGGCAAACAUAAAGAUAUAAAGACAGACGGAUUUGGUAAAGAGGCCUGUCGGGCCAUGAUAAAUCUUACGGAUACAACUGGUCUUGGAAAGCUGGGACUGAUAGACUUCCAUGUGCUCUGGGAGAAGGUCAAACGAUAUCUUGCUGUGUUUAGGGAGUUUGACUUGGACAAGUCUGGCACAAUGAGCUCUUAUGAAAUGCGUCUGGCAUUAGAAUCAGCAGGCUUCAAGUUAACCAACAACCUGUUCCAGCUUAUAAUCCUGCGCUAUGCAAAGCCGGACCUCAACGUGGACUUUGACAACUUUGUGGCUUGUCUGAUCCGCCUGGAGACUAUGUUUAAAACUUUUAAAGCAAUGGACACUGAUGAAGAUGGAUUGGUAUCCUUCAGCUUUACCCAGGUUGGUCUUAACUGGUUUUUAGUAAUGAGAACUUCAAAAUGUAAAUGCAUCCCUGUCUCUCUGUGGCUCAGUAAUAUAUGUUUGCAACCUUUCUCUCCCUCUUGUUUUCUUCCUGUCAUCUUAUAGUGGAUCACCCUCACUAUGUUUACUUAGAUGGAUGUUCCUUGUCUUCACUGCUUCCUCAGUCCCUAAUCUUCUUUACUACAUGUCUCCUGUAACCUCAGUUGUAUUUAUGAAGUGGGUGCCUGACCAGCAGUAGAGCACUCAUACAAUGAGCUAUAUGGCACGAUGCACGAUUUUCAUUCAACAUGACAGGAAAGGAAAGCGAAUAUUGAGAUGCAACAGCCAAUAGAAUAUACUCAGAAAAAGCAGUGAACCUGAUUUUUGUUUACUCUACAUUUCAAAAGUUUGAGGUCAGAAAGAUUUUUGUAUUCAGUGAGGAUGCAUUAAAAUGAUCAAAAUGGACAGUAAACAAAUGUAUAAUGUUACAAAAGAAUUUUUCAACAUUUAUUAUAAUAAAUGUUUCUUGAGCACCAAAUCAGCAUAUUAGAAUGAUUUCUGAACUAAUGAUGCUGAAAAUUCAGCUUUGCCAUCACAGGAAUUGAUUACAUUUUGAAAUAUAUCAAAAUAGAAAAAAAGUUCAUUUAAAUUGUAAUAAUAUUUCACAAUAUUUCUGUUUUUAUUGUAUUUUUGAUCAAAUAAUUGAAGCCUUGGUGACUUCUUUCAAAAACAACUUACUGACCCCAAACUUUUGAAUGGUAGUGUACAAUAAAGUUUGCAAGAAAUAUUUAGGCAAAACAUAAAAAUAUCUGAGCCAAAGAACGUUUGAACUUAUGUAAAAGAAGUUGACUAGUCUAAGUAGAAAGUUUGGAGUAUAACUGUGAAAUAGAGUGCAACAGUCGGGUUUCCGGAAGUAAAAACUCCAUUCGUUUUCAUCAUAGGGAAAUUGAUUUUUAACGAUAACUUAAAUAAACCUUUAAAGACAGCCCUACUGUGAGCUCUGAGGUUGUUAAUCAAUAGCAUUUUAGCAUUAUUUCAACUUAGUUUUAAAAUAAUCUUGUUUAACAGCAGAAUUUGUGAUGAAAAACUACAUUACCCAUGAUGCUGUACAGAAAAUUCCACCAAUCAGAGUUGAAACAAGCAAAUCGCACCACAAGAUCUCAUUAGCUCUGCCCAAUCCCACGAAGCACUGCAAAUGACCUAAUCGAGUUGGCCUCCCUACGCUUUCAAAAUACUUAAAUAUUUGUAUAUUUGUGCAUAUUUUGCAAUACACAACGUUUUUAUUUGAUUAUGCUGUUUGCAAUGCUUCAUGGGAUUGUAGUUCUAUCCAUCAUUAAAGCUGUCAAGUACAGUUUUGUACUUUUGUCCAAUUUUCAAAUAAUUUUUUGCUUCAAAUCAAAGUUUGAAAUGUUUUGAUUCACCUCGUGGCUGGUUGGCUUGGUUCAUGGCUUAUAACUCUUCAAUGAAAACCUUUUUUAAAUCCCUAUUGUCUGAUAUGGCGAGCAGCAACUGGCUUAGUGAAGGGUCAGUCGUCUACAGCUCUGGCUGCGCUUUAUAUAAGAUUCUUACCUGUGAACUUUUACCGUUGCGCCCCUUCAUGUGUGUGCUUUAAACGUAGUAAACAAUUUUUUUCUUACCGCACUGUCUUGAACAGUCUUGCAAGAUUACCCCCAUAAACCAGAAUGCUGAUUAUGUACUGAAUCACUAUAUUACAACAAAAGUGAGUCAAUAAAGUCUCAUAAUUGAGUUAUAAA